Durio zibethinus is the source of this 483-nucleotide messenger RNA. The record is from RefSeq and is a predicted model, not a curated record. Lineage: Eukaryota; Viridiplantae; Streptophyta; Magnoliopsida; Malvales; Malvaceae.
AUGCUCUCAUCAUAUGCCCCAGUAAUCUCAGCUACAAAGGCUUACCAUGAGCAGCUAUCAGUUCCUGAGAUUACAAGUGCUGUUUUUGAACCAUCAAGCAUGAUGGCAAAAUGUGAUCCAAGGCAUGGGAAGUACAUGGCAUGCUAUUUAAUGUACUGUCGAGAUGCUGAACCUAAGCAUGUCAAUGCUGCUGUUGCUACCAUCAAAACUAAGCGGAUUGUUCAGUUAGUAUAUUGGUGCCCUACUGGCUUCAAGUGUGGUAUCAACUAUCAGCCACCCACUGUGGUACGAGGGAGUGAUCUUGCUAAGGUACAACGUGCAGCAUGCAUGAUCAGCCACCCACUCUGCAUGAUUGGCAGAGGUGAAGGAAUGGAGGAAAGUGAAUUCUCAGAAGCCCGUGAAGAUCUUGCUGCUCUCAAGAAAGACUAUGAGGAAGUUGGGGUAGAAGGUGCUGAAGACGAAGAAGAACCAGAAGAUUACUAG